Molecule: messenger RNA, 1585 nt
Organism: Mangifera indica (mango)
Lineage: Eukaryota; Viridiplantae; Streptophyta; Magnoliopsida; Sapindales; Anacardiaceae
Exons: 5
Coding region: 150-1211 (353 amino acids)
Source: RefSeq, a predicted model, not a curated record
GAUUAAAAACCCGAAGAACAAAAUACGUUGUAGGUGGGCAAAUAAACGGACACAAAAAUAUAAGGAGAGGGUUAAAGCGAAAAGAUUCUUCUUAAUCAACACGAGGCGGAGAAGUGCUCAUCGAGGCUCACCUCUUCUCACCCUCUUACAUGGCAACCGCAGCUCGAGCUUUCACUAUUUCUCGCCUCACUGUCCUGUCACCUGACCCUCUCCACUCUCGCUACUCAUUUUCGCGCCGCCACCACCUCCUCCUCAGCUGCCACCCCGCCAGCCGCUGUUUGGCCGCCUCUUUUUCUACCACGGUCAGCUGCCUCAACGACGACUUCGUUUCUACUCGGAAGUCGAAUUUUGACCGCGGUUUUCUCGUGAUUGCGAAUAUGCUCAAGAGAAUUGAGCCUCUUGAUAAUUCCGUUAUCUCCAAGGGAGUUUCUGAUGCUGCCAAGGAUUCCAUGAAGCAGACAAUCUCUACUAUGCUUGGCCUCCUGCCUUCUAAUCAGUUCUCAAUCAACGUUAGGUUUUCUAAGCAACCUCUCGAUUCGCUUCUUGUGUCUUCCAUCAUCACAGGGUACACGCUAUGGAAUGCAGAGUACAGGAUUUCGCUGAUGAGAAAUUUUGAUAUAUCAGUGGAUGGUUUAAAGAGGUUGAGUGUUUCAAGGCAAAUUGAGGUUUUGGACAAGAAAUGUGAAAAGAGAGUGAAUGAGAGUGGUCAGAUUGGUGUUGAAAUUUUGGAGGAAGUAAGCCCCCAAAUUUUUGGGGGUUUGUCUCAGGAGGCUUUGAAUUAUAUUCAGCGGUUGCAAUCCGAGUUAUCUGAUGUAAAGGAGCAAUUGGACACCAUGAAGCAUAAAAAUAAUAAGAUGGAAUAUAACAAGGGAAACAGGAACAAUUUAUUAGAGUAUUUGCGAUCUUUGGAUCCUGAUGUGGUGAAUGAAUUAUCCCAACCAUCAUCAGUAGAGGUAGAAGAAAUCAUUCACCAACUUGUUCAAAACAUAUUGCAAAGAUUUACCAAAGAUGAUACAACAUCUAAUUUCAUGGUAGAGUCGGUAGUUGCAAGCACAGAAAAUAAACAAGAUGGGGUUGAUGAAAAUUGUCACACAGUAGGCACAUCUCGAGACUACCUUGCAAAGUUGCUUUUCUGGUGUAUGUUAUUAGGUCACCAUUUGAGAGGUUUGGAGAGUAGGCUACAUCUGACUUGUGUUGUUGGAUUGUUGUAAAGUGAAGAGGGUCAUGUAUAUUCUUUUUGGCUUCUUUUUUUUUUCUCCCAUUAGUUUAUAUAUUUAUAACUUACAUUUUCCAAGAUAAAUAAAGCAAAAUAGUUCAUAGUUACCACAUAUAUUGGUGCUUUGAGCAUUUUCCCCAGGAACAAUCAGUCUAGAGUUAAAACAAAAUGCCAAAUAAGAAGUCCAUCGAGGUGUUUUAGUUAAUUGUUCAGCUCUUUUGUAAAUGUUCGUUUGCUGCAGUGUAAUAGACGGUGAGAUUUCAUUUUUUGCCUUUUAGUGGACAUGCAUUUGUUUUCCUGAUUUCCUUUAUUCGGAAGUGGAAGAAUACAAUUUAAAAUAGGUGGGAUAUCGCAAUGGCUUUGUCAUGU